AUGUUUUCAUCUACGUUUAUCGCACCAGAAGAAUGGAGUAUGGACAAUUCAACUAAUACUCCUUUUUAUUACGAUGCCCAUCGUUGUGGAAUGCCAAUCAAACUUGAUAAUCAGGGAUAUCUCCGUAGAGAGAAGAGAUUUCGUCCUCCACAUCUCAGACAUCACCGACGACACUUUAACAAGACACGCGAACAUGUACAUAGAAAAAUGAUGGGUGGGUAUGAAGUGGAAGAAGGCGAUUUACCAUGGGCUGUAACUAUACAUAAAAUUUAUCAGGAGCAUAAAGCUACCUGUUCUGGCACUCUCAUUUCAAGACGUCAUGUAAUAACAGCAGCACAUUGCUUUGCUAAACCUGGAACCGAAAAGGAGGAGGCUGAAAGAUGCAUGUAG
Molecule: messenger RNA, 390 nt
Organism: Meloidogyne enterolobii
Lineage: Eukaryota; Metazoa; Nematoda; Chromadorea; Rhabditida; Meloidogynidae
Source: the annotation of a GenBank genome assembly